UCAUACAAUUACCUUCCAGCAUGGAGAAUACAAAUCCUGUGUUCUGUCUUGUGCUUCUUGCAAUGAACAUUCCCUUUAAUGCAGUUGCAGAUAAUGCACCUGAAGAGACCUGUGGAGGUUUUCUUAAGGAGGCCAAUGGUCUUGUAUCGAACAUGUUUUAUGACCCUCCUAAUAACUGGUGUACAUGGGUCAUUGAAACCGUCCCAUCUGGUUUUGUGGAGCUGCGUUUCAACUAUGUAAAGAUGGGAAAUCCACCAAUGUGUGCUUUUGGCUCUAUUACAAUCUAUGAUGGGUUUCCAGAAGAUGCAAAAAUUCUUGGGCGGAUCUGCAAGAACACAGAUGAAUUUUUUUUCAGUUCCUCUAAUAUCAUGACCCUUGAGUAUUUUAGCGAUGACCUCAACUAUGGAGAUAGCUUUGAAGCUCAAUAUGCCACAAUAAUGCCCUGAAAACACAAUGCUAAUCACCAUUAGCUAACAGCAGAUUUAUGUACACUAAUCAUUAAAAGGGUGGUCCGAUCUUAGACAUUUAUGGCAUAUAACUAGAAUAUGCCACCAAUGUAACACAGCGUAUGGCUCCCACUGGGACCCACUCCUAUGUCCAUAACAGGGCCCCUGAAGCGAAAGGAGAGCAGCUGUGAAAGCACAGCCAUGCUCCAUUCACUGCUAUCGGAGUCCCAAAAAUAGCCGAGCGCUGGCAUGUCAAUAUCUGGUAG
This is a messenger RNA of Bufo bufo (common toad), 712 nucleotides long. It is a transcript of the gene SPADH, whose product is annotated as deleted in malignant brain tumors 1 protein. The coding region runs from base 21 to 446 and encodes 141 amino acids. The transcript has 4 exons. The record is from RefSeq and is a predicted model, not a curated record. Lineage: Eukaryota; Metazoa; Chordata; Amphibia; Anura; Bufonidae.